AUGAUAAAUGUGUGUCUGCGGCCAUUUCAAUUUUCAAGCCAGGGGUAUGAAAUUAUUCCAGAGUCGGAUUCAAGUUUGGUAGAUGAUCAUGAUGAGAACCAGCAACCUUCUACAAUCCCACGAUUGCGCUUUUUGGAAGACACCGUGACCGAAACAGAUCCCCAAAGGCAAGCUCUCAGAAGAGCAGCCCAGGAGACCCGCGACGUUCUCCAAGUGACUUUGAGUGACCUCAAAACCACUGAAGAAGCCAAUAGAUCCAAGAAGAUAUCGAUAGAUUCCUACCGUCGCCUACGUCGCUCCGAAUGCCCCCGCCUUCCAUCGCGUGCCAGAGUCCAGGUCAUGAACGAAGAUACCCUUAACGUUGCCAUCAGGCUAUUUCAGAAAGCGCAAAGAAACAGUUUCAAUCGAGAUAGCCGAGAACUUCGCCCCAUCAUCAUCAACUUUGCCAGCCAUCGAAAGCCAGGUGGCGGUUGGCUGAACGGUGCAAUGGCACAGGAAGAAGCAAUCUGCUACCGCAGCUCAUUAGCUCUAAGCCUUAACGAAAAAGACUAUCCUCUCUGUCUUCACGAGGCAAUCUACAGUCCAUAUGUCCUGGUGAUGCGAGAAGACCUAGCCUCCGGCCAUGUCCUAAUGACCCGCACUACCCGACCAGAGGACCUUCCGAUGGUCAGCGUGAUUACAAUCGCGGCUAUUUGUCGACCAAGACUCGAUGAGGACUGUCUAAAUACAGACGGGAAACGGCCGCAUGAUCAAACGUCAUCAUCAAGUUCGUCCUCGUGUCGGCAGACACAACAAAUAUUCGCCCGUGACAGGGAUCGUGAUCUCACCAAGAACAAAAUGAAGUUGGCGCUCCGCAUUGCGGCGAGGAACAAGCAUCAGAUGCUAGUACUUGGGGCAUUGGGGUGUGGGGUCUAUGCAAAUCCUCCUGAUGAUAUCGCGAAGUGUUGGCUUGAGGUUCUGACGGAGUUUGAGUUCUCUGAGGGGAAUUGGUGGAGUGAUGUUUGUUUUGCUGUCUACGACGUGAAGAAUGAAGGCAACUUUGAAGUUUUUACGAAUGUUUUGGCUGGAAAGCGAGUUUAG
Penicillium angulare is the source of this 1080-nucleotide messenger RNA. RefSeq lists its product as uncharacterized. NCBI's taxonomy places the organism in Eukaryota, Fungi, Ascomycota, Eurotiomycetes, Eurotiales, Aspergillaceae. The record is from RefSeq and is a predicted model, not a curated record. The coding region runs from base 1 to 1080 and encodes 359 amino acids. The transcript has a single exon.